UUUUUCAAAACAAGGCAUACCCACCUGUGUUCCAUCCCUCUGUUUCACACAGCCCAGCAUUUUCCUGCUGUGAAGGAGAGACAAAAUGUCCUUCGGUGUCACUCUCAAUGGAUCUGGUCCGUGGGGCUUCCGUCUGCAAGGAGGGAAGGACUUCAACAUGCCUUUGACCAUCUCCAGGAUCACCCCUGGCAGCAAGGCAGCCCAGUCUCAGAUGAGCCAGGGAGAUAUGGUGGUAGCCAUUGACGGCGUCAACACAGAUGGCUUGACCCACCUAGAGGCCCAGAAUAUGAUCAAAUCAGCAAAUUACAACCUGAAUCUUACUCUUCAAAAAUCAAAACGUCCAAUUCCGAUACCAACAAGCACCCCGAGGAUUGAUUCUCCCAUGCCUGUGAUCCCUCAUCAAAAGGUCAUAACCAAUCCCGUGAGCAACCCGGAGUACAUGGAACGUUUCAACCCCAACGUCCUGAAGGAUUCCGCUCUGUCCACGCACAAACCCAUCGAGGUGAAAGGCCCCGGGGGAAAAGCCACCAUCAUUCAUGCCCAAUACAACACCCCCAUCAGCAUGUAUUCUCAAGAUGCUAUCAUGGAUGCCAUUGCAGGCCAAGCCCAGGCCCAAGGUGGUGAAUUUGCUGGUAACCUUCCUGUUAAAGACCCUCAUGUAGACAGUGCCUCUCCAGUCUAUCAGGCUGUGCUUAAAACGCAAAACAAGUCUGAAGAUGAGCUGGAUGAUUGGAGCCGUCGAUCUUCCAACUUGCAGUCAAAGUCCUUCCGAGUCCUUGCUCAGAUGACAGGAACUGAGUACAUGCAAGAUCCAGAUGAGGAUGCCUUGAGAAGAUCAAGGGAGAGGUUUGAAACAGAGCGUAACGGCCCACGUUUUGCCAAACUGCGCAACUGGCAUCACGGCCUCUCCGCGCAAAUCCUUAAUGUCAAGGGUUAACUGUCCUGUGGCUAAGGAGCCCAGCUGGAAGAGGAAUAUAAUAUAAACACCUUUAGCAUAGGAGCAGCCUCCAAAACCUCGAGAAGCUAAAAACAUGACUGUUAUUUGUUUUACAAAUUGUUUUUUUUCCCCCCUUCUAAGUGCUUGCCUUUGUUAUUAUGGUUUCUUUCAUCCUGCCUGUAAGUUCUCAAUUGUAAAAAUGGCUUGAUUUGGCAUAGAUCCCCGAGUCAUUUAAGAGACAAUGUGGCUUGGCUGUUACAAUUUCUGGCUUUUAACCGAUGUAUAUUGAAUGUAUAUUGAGUGAAUAUAUAUAUAUAUAUAUAUCCAGAUUAAAUCUCUAUUGUUAUAGAUUAAAGAAUAUUGGAAUUCAGAAGUUGGGAGAGAAAUGUAUUGUAUCUAGGAUUUGGGUCAAUCCUCUAGAUCUCUUAUUUUGGCAGUUCAUUUAGGUCAAAUUGAUAAAGACAGUUCGUACAGAUAGUCCUUGACUUAUGACGACUUAUAAGUCCUUGACUUAUGAUGAUAGUCCUUGACUUAUGAUGAUAGUCUUUGACUUAUGACGACCUUUCUUGCCACAGUUGUUAAGCUAGUAACAUAGCUGUUAAGUGAAUCUGGCUUCCCCAUUGACUUUGCUUGUCAUAAGGUCACAACAGGUGAUCACAUGAGCUUGAGGUACUGGAACCAUCAUAAGUAUUAACCAGUUGCCAAGUGGCUGAAUUUUGAUCACGUGCCCAUGGGAACGCUGCAACGGUCGUCAGUGUGAAAAAAGGCCAUAAGUCACUUUUUUCCAGUGCCGUUGUACCUUUGAACCGUCAUUAAAUGAACUGUUGUAAGUGGAGAGCCAUCUGUAUUCUGGCUUAAUUCACUUUUUUUUUCCCUUGUAUGUCGGGUGUGUUGAAGAGGCAGGAUUUAUUACGUUCCCCUGACUAUGAGUAGCAGAGUUGGAAGCAGAUAGUUCAGAAGUUCAGAAGCAAAGAGGCACCUUGUAAAGUUGGCCUGAAAGAAAGAGAUAUAAGAUAAUUUGUGCACUGAGUUGUUGACAGCAUGGUGUAACUUUUAGACAGCAUUUCUGCCUUUUGUGUAUUGCAGUUGCUUCGAAAGUCACUUUUUUUUUGUAUAUAGCAGCAUGGUUUUGUCUGAAAUAAAGAAUCUCAAAACAGA
Molecule: messenger RNA, 2095 nt
Organism: Protobothrops mucrosquamatus (brown spotted pit viper)
Lineage: Eukaryota; Metazoa; Chordata; Lepidosauria; Squamata; Viperidae
Gene: LDB3
Product: LIM domain binding 3
Exons: 8
Coding region: 86-937 (283 amino acids)
Biological process (GO): actin cytoskeleton organization; muscle structure development; heart development
Cellular component (GO): Z disc; filamentous actin; stress fiber
Molecular function (GO): actin binding; muscle alpha-actinin binding
Source: RefSeq, a predicted model, not a curated record